UGUGCCUUCCUUCGUUCCUCCCGCGCCACACUCCAACGGCGACCCAGACGGAACCGCGUACCAACCGAGCCUGAAAAACCCGGGCGCAGCGCACCGAUCCGAUCCCGCAAGCGGGGCUAGGCCGCAGCCCGCACCCCACCGAGAUCCCGAUCCCAAAUUCCCAUUCCGAUACCUCGGCCCCGGACGCCAUGGCGGACUGCCGCAGCCUCAUCGAGUUCCUCCGCGCCUUCGAGCACCGCCGCCGCCGCGCCGCCGCGGCCGGUGCCGGCGGCUCCUCGGACUACCCGCCAUGCCCCCGCUCCCGCCGCGCGCCCACAUCCUCGUCUUCGCGGCGGCAGCAGCAGCAGCGGAGGCUAUUCCCCUCCCUGUGCGACCACUCCCCGAUGGCGGCCCUGGACGCGCUCGCGCUGCUCGCCGUCCUCGGCGCGCUCGCCUUCCUCGCUGCCCCCUACGUCACGCUGCUAGCCCUGGAGGUCGGGGAGCUGCUGCGCCAGUACCCGGACGAGCCCUACCUGUACGUGGCGUUCGCGGCGGGCGCGGGCGCCGCGGUGGCGGCCGUGGCGGGGCUGCUUGCGUGGGAGGUGGCCGGGCACCACGCCCGCAAGUGCGGCAAGCCCCGCUGCCGCGGCCUGCGCAAGGCGGUGGAGUUCGACAUCCAGCUCGAGACGGAGGAGUGCGUACGCGGGAGGCUGCUGCCGGUGGCCGGCCAAGCGGCGCUGCUCGCGGCUGCCGGGGCGGCCCGCCCCGUCGAGCUCGGCGAUGAGCACCGGGAGCUCGAGGCUGAGCUUAGGAAGAUGGCGCCACCUAACGGACGCACCGUGCUCACCUUCCGUGCGCCGUGCGGGUGCCCCAAGGGGAGGAUGGAGGUCUGGGGCGCCAAGAAGGUGCGCCGGAUCAAGAAGUAGUGAUGCCCCAAACGUUUCUGGAUUUUCCAUCAUAAGUAUUUCUAGUUACAUACAUCAUACAGCGCUCUGCUCUUGUAGCAAGUAUAGUUGAGAAUAAGGAGAGGAACAAAGGAAUAGAUACAUAUAUUAUGAAUUAUGAUGUGCCGCCAUAGCUCGCUCCUUCAUUGACAGCUGUUAAUUGGAUUAUGCAAUAAGUUGCUGUUGCCUGUUGGUAUAUAAAUAAUGUGCAGCCGCAGAUUUUACCUUGUUUAUGCUAUGUGGAUGACCGGACAUAUCAGUUUAUAUGCUAUGCUGGUUGUGUCUUCUGCUAUCUAGCAGAGAUGGUGAUUGUGGAGGAAUUACUUUCAUUUUUGUUGUACCUAUGAUUCUCUGGAAUCUUAGUUAACUAUGUUCAUUUUUUUUUCAAA
Molecule: messenger RNA, 1312 nt
Organism: Brachypodium distachyon (stiff brome)
Lineage: Eukaryota; Viridiplantae; Streptophyta; Magnoliopsida; Poales; Poaceae
Exons: 1
Coding region: 189-905 (238 amino acids)
Source: RefSeq, a predicted model, not a curated record